This is a messenger RNA of Molossus molossus (Pallas's mastiff bat), 2873 nucleotides long. RefSeq names its product DENN domain containing 2D (gene DENND2D). Gene Ontology annotation, cellular component: nucleoplasm; cytosol. The transcript has 12 exons. Lineage: Eukaryota; Metazoa; Chordata; Mammalia; Chiroptera; Molossidae. The record is from RefSeq and is a predicted model, not a curated record. The coding region runs from base 1470 to 2873 and encodes 467 amino acids.
CAGAAUCAAACCCAAGACUCAUUGGUCCACCGGCGGACGCUCUACCGCGGAGCCAAACCGGCCAGGGCACAAGCCUUUUCUGGAUUUCUUGGUCCUCAAUACAAAAGUCUAGUCACUUUUUUGUUUGAGUUUACGAGUUUUACUGUUCUCUUGGCUUUCCUGUUAAAGCAGGAAGGAGUGGGCUGUAAAUUGCAACUCAAAUGAUUUGAGGAAAAGAAUAAUUUCCUGAGUUCUGGAAUGAUCAGUGAAAAGAUUUUGGUUCUCAAAGUCCUUUGCAAACAGAAGGCAUCCACAUUUGUGGGGUGUUCUGUGUGUACUGCGUCCAGAAGGCAUAGAUAUCUCAUAAUUUCCACCCCCGAGAGAUUCUGUUGCUAGUCUCUGAAUUGCUUUGUGCCUCAGUUUCCCCAUCUGUAUCAGCAAGGUGCUUAUUCCUCAAACAGGUAAGGAUUGUAUAAGUGUGUGCAGGUUGCUACCAAGGAGUGGUGAGAGUUAGUGAUCUGGGUCACUGUUCUUACUAUUACAGUAUGCGUAACAUUUUUAUUUACUGUGAUGUGGGUUCUCCCCAGGAGUCAUGGCUGGGCCACUGAAUGCUGGCUUCUACUAGUCCCAUGAAAGCCAGGUUCAAAGCUCCUGAAAGAUUUCCCCCUGGACCAGAUCCUAGUGACAGAAGUCUAUCUUAGGAGAUUGCAGGGCUGAGAUGCUCCAGUGCAGGUCUGGAAUGUCAGGAACUCUCCACCUCAGACAUGGACUUUGCUCUCUCUUCCACCACCAGGAGAGGAGGCUUUUAGGUUCACCUUGAUUUCCAGGUUUCCCUCCUACCAGAAUCAUUUAUCCUUUUAGAUGUCAGGGAGAGCAGUGGCAUGUAGGCUGUGAGGAGUGUUUGGUGCUGCGCUCCUGCCUGCAGCCCUGGAGUCCUGGAAGUCCCAGUGCACAGCAGAUGGCCUUGCAGGGGUCUGGGGCUGCUAGUGACCAAGCCGAGAAGUGAAAGGCCCAAAAUCAAAGUUGUGAGGAUAGAAGAUUCCCCGUCCUGGGAACAGCGAGUUUCCAGUGCCCGCAGUCUGAUGCUAUCUCGCAUUCUUCACUUUCCCAAGAUUGUAAAUAAACCCAUUGUACGACCUGCAGCCCAGAAUUCAAAGCGAAGCCCAGAAGCAGCUGGGCCUUGGAGGUGUUUACUUAUGACCUUUUGUCUCACCACACCCCGGGGCUCUUGGGAGGAGCUGAGGUCUGAGCUGCCUUGCCAGGAUGCUGCCUCUGUCAGUGCGGGCUUCCUGCCUCCUUCCUGGGUCCCGUCACGGCCUCCUUGCUCAACCAUUGGGUGCCCAGGAUGGAAACUGCGUGGGGCUCCUCUUUCUAGUGCCGUAGUCGGAUACUGAAGCAGCGGCCCCGUUCUCGGGCUUUCUGAGCCGGUGUCGGAGGAAAGGGCAGCGCUCCAUGCCCCGCAAACCUGGGAAGGACAAGUGACAGGCAGGAUGCCCAAUCUGUUCCGCAAACGGCUGCCUCGAUUCCAAUUCCGAUUCCGAGCAGGAUCUGUCCAGGAUAAUCCAGAAGAGGCUGCAAAGGAACCAGAGAGGACCCAGGAGCGCUGUCUGUCCAGCUUUGCCGGAGGACAGCAUUUCUUUGAAUACCUCCUUGUGGUUUCCCUAAAAAAAAAGCGUUCGGGGGAGGAUUAUGAGCCUAUGAUCACCUACCAGUUUCCCAAGCGGGAGAACCUGCUUCGGGGCCAACAGGAGGAGGAGGAGCGGCUGCUCAGUGCCAUCCCCUUGUUUUGCUUCCCAGAUGGGAACGAGUGGGCACCACUUACUGAGUACCCCAGGGAGACCUUCUCCUUCGUCCUGACCAACGUGGACGGGAGCCGGAAGAUUGGAUACUGCAGGCGCCUCUUGCCCGCCGGCCCUGGCCCUCGGCUCCCCAUGGUGUACUGUAUCAUCAGCUGCGUCGGCUGCUUCGGCCUGUUCUCCAAGAUCCUGGAUGAGGUGGAGAAGAGGCACCAGAUCUCGGUGGCGGUCAUCUACCCGUUCAUGCAGGGCCUCCGAGAGGCGGCCUUCCCUGCCCCUGGGAAGACCGUGACCCUCAAGAGCUUCAUCCCUGACUCAGGCACCGAGUUCAUCUCCCUGACUCGGCCCCUGGACUCCCACCUAGAACACGUGGAUUUUAGUUCUCUGUUGCAAUGUCUCAGCUUUGAACAGAUUCUUCAGCUCUUUGCCUCCGCAGUGCUGGAGAGAAGAAUCAUCUUCCUGGCAGAAGGUCUCAGCACCCUGUCUCAGUGUAUCCACGCUGUCGCCGCGCUGCUUUACCCCUUCAGCUGGGCACACACCUACAUCCCUGUUGUCCCCAAGAGCCUUCUGGACACUGUCUGCUGCCCCACUCCCUUCAUGGUUGGAGUCCAAAUGCGCUUUCUGCAGGAGGUUAUGGAGAGCCCCAUGGAAGAGGUUCUGUUGGUGAAUCUUUGUGAAGGAACCUUCUUAAUGUCAGUUGGUGAUGAGAAAGACAUCCUACCACCCAAGCUUCAGGCUGACAUCUUGGACUCUCUUGGUCAGGGGAUCAGUGAGUUACAGACUCCGGAACAAACCAAUGAGCAUGUUUCAGGCCCUUUCGUGCAGUUCUUUGUCAAAACUGUGGGUCACUACGCCUCCUAUAUCAAGCGGGAGGCGAACGGGCGAGGCUGCUUCCAGGAACGGGCCUUCUGCAAGGCGCUGCCCUCCAAGGCCAAGCGCCGCUUCGUGAAGAAGUUUGUGAAGACGCAGCUCUUCUCCCUCUUCAUCCAGGAAGCUGAGAGGAGCAAGAACCCUCCUGCAGGCUAUUUCCAACAGAAAAUACUUGAAUAUGAGGAACAGAAGAAACAUAACAAAUCAAGGGAAAAGUCUGUGAAAUAA